AUCUGUCAUUAUUUGUGCGGCAACGAAAGCGUGUUGCGUGUUUCUUCAAGAAAGUUUGACAAAAAAGGCUAAAUUGCAUAGCUUCUCAAAUAAUAAACGAUUCCAAAAUGUGAUUUUUGUGGUAUAUGUAUCAAUUUACUUGAAAAAAAAAAAAAAGAAAAACAUUCUUCAUGUGCAAAUCAUCAAAGAUGGUUUCGAGCGCUACGAGGGUGAUUCAAGUUACCAACAUCGCUCCUCAAGCGACAAAGGAUCAAAUGCAAACAUUGUUUGGUUACUUAGGGAAAAUAGAUGAUAUUAGAUUAUACCCAACAAUCAGAGAUGUAUCCUGUCCUGUGCAGUCACGAAUUUGCUACGUUAAAUAUUACGACUCUGCAACGGUUAAUGUCGCUCAACAUAUGACGAAUACUGUGUUCAUCGACCGCGCUUUGAUCGUGAUUCCCAUGCAAUCUGGCGAGAUUCCCGAUGAACAUAAGGCCUUAGAAAUGUCAAGUAAUGGUACACUAGUACCGGGAUUCAGUACUGUCGAGCCACGGUUACCGGCACAUGUAAUUAACACAUUAGAAGGCGUCCCGCCAAAUCAAGUUAUACAAACUUAUGAUCCCAAAAUAGUUGAAGCGGGACUGCCGCCUUAUCCACCACUUCCAGCGGCAUAUGAUUCUAGAAAGAUAGAAGAGAUAAGAAGAACACUUUUACUUAUAGAUGUAGGUGCCCUAACUCAUCAACAACUGGUAGAUCAUUUUUGUCAAGCAGGUGAGAUCAAUUAUUUGCGCUUCUGUGAACGAGAUGUCGACAGUCUCAAGUAUGCAUUGCUUGAAAUGACAGAACAAGAAAAUGUUUUAAAAGCUCUUCAAUUAAACGGUACCACAGUGGAAGGGCAGAUUAUAAAGGUGCAUCAUGCUACUCAGGCUAUUUCAAAGCCUCAAACAAAGAGUAAUGAAGCUGCCCAAAGGGAAAUAGAAGAAGCCAUGUGCCGAGUCAAGGAAGCACAGAACCUUAUAUCGGCUGCUAUAGAUCCUGUUAUAGGGCUGUUGUCUAAGGACAAGAGGAGAACACGUUCCCGCUCCCGCUCGCGGCGCCGCUCGCGCUCGCGCCACCGCAGCAAGCGCUCGCGGUCGCGCUCCCGCCACCGCUCCCGCCGCUCGCGCUCCCGACACCGGCACCGCACCAGAUCUCGUUCACGUCAUCGCAGCUCCCGACGGACUCGCUCGAGAUCGCGCCAUCGCAGUUCGCGAUCAAAACGCGACAAAUCCCGUGACCGCGAUCGCAAAGACAAAAAGGACUCUGAAAAGGACAAAAAAGAAAAUAAAGAUAAGUCUAAAACACCACCAAAGGAGGUCGAGAAAGAAGAAAAAGAGGAAGUGAAAAUAGAAAACGCAGUGAUCGAAACCAAUGGAACAUCUGAUUCGAAAUCUAAAGCUUCGACGCCCGCAGAAGAAAAGGAGAAAUACGUUGAGGUUGAAAAGGAAAAGGACACUAAAGAGAAAGAUAAAGAGAAGGAAAAAGAUAAAGAGCAGGAUAAAGAUAAAGAGAAGGAAAAAGAUAAAGAGAAGGAAAAAGAUAAAGAAAAGGAGAAAGAUAAAGAAAAGGACAAAGAUAGAGAAAAGGAUAAAGAAAAGGAAAAAGAGAAAGAUAAAGAUAAGGAGAAAGAAAAAGACAAGGAAAAGGAUAAGGAUAAAGUGAAAGAAAAGGAUAAGUCGCCUUCAAAGAAAAAGGAUAGAUCGCGUUCGAGAGAUCGAAAACGAGACCGCUCUCGUUCUAAGCGUAGAUCCCGAUCUCGGUCGAAAAGAAAACGCUCAAAGUCACGUAGACGAUCACGUUCACGAGAUAGGAAGAGAUCAAGAUCAAGAGAUCGGAAAAGAACGCGAUCACGAGAUAGAAAGCGUUCUAGGUCGAGAGAUCGUCGGAGAACCAGGUCGAGGGAUAGAAAAAGAACCCGCUCCAGGGACAGGAAGCGUACGCGAUCACGUGACCGUGAUCGUGACCGCGACCGCGACCGUGAUCGUGAACGUGACCGUGACCGUGACCGCGACCGUGACCGAAAGCGUUCCCGGUCACGCACGCGGAGGUCUAAAAGUCGUUCUCACAGAGAUUCAAAGACGCCUCACUCAAGAAAGUCUCGCGAUCGCUCGCCCAAUCUGCCGCCAGUGAUCGAGGAGAAGAACAAUUCACUAAUAGAUGAUAAAAUCCUUGACAUGACGGAUGAGAAAAAUUCGCCAGAUAAUAUGGACAUUUCCAAUUCCCCGUAAUUAAGAUGUUUCUAUAAUAACCAUAUAAGCAGGACAUGUAUAAACGAUUUUUAUUUUUAAAUAUUUUUAUAAGCGUCCUUCGAUUGUAAUCUAGUGUUUUUCAUCUUGUUUUGUAGUAGGGAUUUAAAAAUUGAUUAAUAAGUUAAGAGUAAUAAAUUGUAAAAUCAAA
Molecule: messenger RNA, 2415 nt
Organism: Vanessa tameamea
Lineage: Eukaryota; Metazoa; Arthropoda; Insecta; Lepidoptera; Nymphalidae
Gene: Srp54
Product: probable splicing factor, arginine/serine-rich 7
Exons: 4
Coding region: 171-2246 (691 amino acids)
Cellular component (GO): nucleoplasm
Molecular function (GO): RNA binding
Source: RefSeq, a predicted model, not a curated record